AUGUCUCUUCGGCCGUACUUUGAAGCUGCCUUCCGAGAGGUUCGUUUGUCUACCGAAACUGCACUCAAUCCAUUACAGAAGCUAGAUUGUCACUUGAAAAAAGGUCAAGACAACCUCAUCCUAGUUUACGGUGGCUCUUUCAACCCCCCGCACCGCGGGCAUCUGGACGUCCUACUGUCGGCAUUGCACCCUUUGGUCAACGCCGUGGCUGUGGUGGUUCUCCCCAGCGAGGAUUUCCACCUACGGCACAAAUUGGCAAAUAGCCACCCAGAGUUCUUCAUGAGUCGGAAAACGAGGGCUGCACUUUGGGCCGAGAUGCCCCAAGUCCCUAAAGAUAAUGUCUGGAUAUGGUCGGAGACAUGGUAUCCAUUUCUCACAUUCAUGGAGGCGGCACACCGGCUUUGCGAAACAGAUGGCUACAAGAUUGUGUUUUCGCACCUCAUCGGGCCGGACAAUCUCAACAGAGCCGAUGCUCUUAACAAUUUGCCAUACAGGUUACCGCGAAUACUUGUUACCAAUAAAGCACGGCAUGAACCCUCCCAGUUCUUGCCCAGCGGACAGCCGACUACAUGGAAGGGCUUUGGAGAAUGGAUUCCACAAAAAAUGACAUUUGAUGGCAAAAAUGGGCAACCUGAAGAAGAAGCUGAGGAGGCUAACCUAUGGACUUGUCGAGGUAUCGAUAGCCUCGGCCAGCAGACAAUGGGUUACUAUCUGGAUAUCGCAAAGAAACCCACUGGGUCUGAUAUCAACUCGACCUCCAUGAGGCGUGACCUCCUUGAGAGACAUUCAUUGAACGAAGACAUUCUCAGCCAACUCAGCACCACUGACAUUCUAAGCAUCCUAGAGCCAAUAUUACGUAAGGAUUAG
This is a messenger RNA of Fusarium venenatum, 867 nucleotides long. RefSeq lists its product as uncharacterized. Gene Ontology annotation, biological process: biosynthetic process. NCBI's taxonomy places the organism in Eukaryota, Fungi, Ascomycota, Sordariomycetes, Hypocreales, Nectriaceae. The record is from RefSeq and is a predicted model, not a curated record. Gene Ontology annotation, molecular function: catalytic activity.